This is a messenger RNA of Besnoitia besnoiti, 1974 nucleotides long. RefSeq lists its product as uncharacterized. The record is from RefSeq and is a predicted model, not a curated record. NCBI's taxonomy places the organism in Eukaryota, Apicomplexa, Conoidasida, Eucoccidiorida, Sarcocystidae. Bases 1 to 1974 code for a protein of 657 amino acids. The transcript has 5 exons. Gene Ontology annotation, molecular function: chloride channel activity.
AUGCGGCCGCAUUCUGGAUCAGCCCUCGGCUCGACGAAGGCAGGGGGGCGACUUGAGGCAGGCGCGGGGGGGGCCGGGUCCGCGAAUGGAAACUCGCCGUGGUCAGACGGCCGAGGCGUGGUUUCGCUCUCUGUACGCCAGCUGGAGGCGCCGGACCGCGAGCGGAAGAGAAGAAAAGGCCCUCGGCAGAUAGUUCGGUACAGCGACGAGGUCAUAAGCUCAUGGCAGGUGUUCACUUUGCUAUCUGGCACCGUCUUCACCUCCCGCCGCCUAUGGUCUGCAGUGGCCCUUUACUGGGUCCUCGCGCUCGUCAUCUGCCUUCUCAUUCUGCACUUUGAAUCCGAGGCGUCGCAUCUGCAGUAUACCUCCUUCAAGGCAUUGGUCGACUACCUAUCAACCCUCAUUGGUUUUCUCCUAGGCAUGUACGUCUCCAAUUCGCUUUCGCGCUGGUGGUCACUCAGAAUGCACAUCGAUCAUUUGUGGGGCUGCGUGGAUGACCUCUGCAUGCUUGCCUGCUCCCACGUCCUCGAGGAAGACGAGCAAGUCGAUGCGUCCACCGGAGUCCUUCGAGCUCCGGCCCUAGCGACGAGUCCGCGCUCCCGGCAAAGUGACACAGAAAGCGGCCAGGGCGAGCAGUGGGGCUCAGGCGCGCCCGAAACGCGGAGCCGAUGCAAGCUCGAGGACGGCUCCAGCGACCCUGCGCGACCUCAGAGCGAGAGGGAUGCAGGCGAACUCGACUCGCCCGACGCGGGACCCGCCACGGCGAACACCAAGGCAGUCACUUCCGACGAAGGCAGAGACGACACACCACGAACCGCCCACGCGUCCAGGCCGCCGAGCGGGCGCACAUGGACCGGCAGGCUAGUGGAGAGCGAACCGCAGAUCAGGCUCGGAGGUGACAGCCCGAGACAGGCGGCGGACCACAGCCAAAUACGCCCGGCUGCUCUGGUCCUUGACGAACAGGAAGAGCGUCUGCUUCUCACCAAGGCCAACGUCUUGCGCCUCAUUCUCCGCCUGGGGAAAGUUGCCAUGAACCUCACGUUUGACGCGGCUGAACGGGAAAGCGGCGACCUUUCCUACCUCCAGAACGCCGGCCUCUUGAAUGCUGAGGAGCUCCGCCUGCUCGAGCCCGCGCCUUCGAAGGCACAAGUCGUAUGGGUCUGGCUCUCCCAGCUUGGCACUCUCCUCGCGAAGCGCGGGCGCCUCCUUUUCGCGGCGAACGCAACUCGAAAGUGGCAUGAGAUCUGUGCGAGGGGGCGAGGCGAAGUGGCUGCCUGCUGGGCCUUCGUGGAGACGCAGCUCCCGUUUUCCUACGUCCACCUAUUAUCUGUUUUGGUCCACAUUAACAACCUGUUUCUCUCGAUUCUCACGGGCGUGGGCGCCGCUGCUUGCGUCAGCCAGCUCGCGGAGACCUACGAAGCGCGAGCCACGUGGUUCGCGCCUCCAGGUCCGCUCCUCGGAAGCUCCUCAGUCCUGGCUACCAGCGUCGCUACUGCGCCGCCGGGGGCAGGUGGCCCAGGAGCCUCGGCGGGUCGGGGACCGUCAAGCGUGAGAGGCGGCGAGGGCGGCACGCGACUGCGUCCCAUGCAGCGCACCGCGGUCUGGGAAGUCACCCAGAUGCUGCUGAUGCACGUCAUGCUGCUUCUGGUGAUUCCCAUCUUUUACCACGGCAUGAUCAACCUGGCGCAAACUAUCGGGCACCCCUUCGGCUACAAGUCCGUGGCCUUCCCGAAGGACCUCUACGUCCACUUGAUGGACGCAGAAUGCUCGUCAUUUUUUACCGUGGGGCAGGCAGGACCGCCUCUGUUUCAAGCAGCCCCAUUCCCUGCCUCAGCCGCACGGUCGCCUUCGUGUGCAGACCUGUCUCCCACACCGUCGAGCGCCUGGUCCUCCAGCAGUUUUCUAGGAAGGGACAAAGCGGGCGCCGCAUGCGGCGUGAAGGCGAAAGCAGCUCGCGACAAGCUAGGCAGGUGA